UCGGUGGAGAGGGGUUCUGUUGGACGUCCGUCUCGCCUUACAUCGCCACAAGACAGAUCUCCCAUAAACCACGCAACUCCUUUUCCCAUCUCCUUUUGUUCGUUUUUCUCCCCUCCCUGUCUUCCUGCCCAACUCCCCACCCAUCUGAUCAAAGGCACGAAUCCAUCUCUCUGGCGAAGAAUUCGCUUCACUAAAUCUCGAGUAGAAUCAGAUUCAGAAGAUCGAGAUGUGAAAAGUGAUGGGUGAAGAAGCAGUUUUUGGCUCGCCAACUUCUAUGCGACUUCUUGAGGUGAUCGAUACCCUCUUAAGGAUCAUACUGAUGUCUUAUUACACCUGAGGCCAGAUUGAGGACAGAGCAAAGAUGGGAGAAUGGGUUAUUGGAGCAAUUAUUAAUCUCUUCGGUAGUCUUGGCAUAAAUUUUGGAACAAACCUCUUAAAACUGGGUCACAAUGAGAGAGAACGACUUGCUGUUCUGGAUAGAAGUGGGAGUGGUGAAAAACUUGUUAUGAAGCCAAUAAUAUGUUUUCAAACAUGGCGAGCAGGCCUGCUGAUUUUUGCUCUGGGAAACUGCCUGAAUUUCAUCUCCUUUGGUUAUGCAGCACAGUCACUUCUUGCCGCACUUGGGUCAGUUCAGUUUGUAUCCAAUAUUGCUUUUGCAUAUUUUGUGUUAAAUAAAACAGUCACGCAAAAGGUAGUAGUGGCCACUGCUUUUAUAGUUCUUGGGAAUCUUUUUCUUGUUGCUUUUGGAAAUCACCAAUCUCCUGUUUACACCCCUGAGCAGCUGGUGGAAAAGUACAGCAACCUCAUAUUCCUUUUCUAUCUUCUGAUUUUGAUGUUCAUCGUUGGAAUAGCUCAAUACACAUAUAGGAGGGCUGAACUUUCACUUUCAGUUUUUAGUUUUGACCUUAGUCCAUACUGGCAUACACUGCUGCCUCUGUCCUAUGCUAUUGUUUCAGGAGCGAUAGGGUCAUGCUCAGUGUUGUUUGCAAAGUCACUAUCCAACCUGUUGAGGCUGACAAUGAGUAGCCGCUAUCAGUUGCAUAGCUGGUUUACAUACUCCAUGCUGUUAUUUUUUCUCAGUACGGCAGGUUUCUGGAUGGCCAGGUUAAAUGAAGGAUUAGCACUAUUUGAUGCAAUACUUAUAGUGCCGAUGUUCCAGAUUGCCUGGACCUUCUUCUCCAUCUGUACAGGUUUUGUAUAUUUUCAAGAAUACCAGGUUUUUAAUUCAUUAAGGGCAACAAUGUUUCUACUUGGGAUGAUGUCAGUAUUUAUAGGCAUUUCCUUGCUUGCACCAGAGGAUUCUAAAGGCAGUGAAACCAAGGAUUCUGCUCCUAUAGGUUCUAAAUCAAGUGUUGCUGCAAGCAUGAAGAACAGGUCAGUUCCUUCAUCUCCAGAUGAUGCAGAAAUCAGAGACAUUAGGUCACUGGGGCAGGCAGUACUGUCAAGGGCAAAAACAAUUGCAGUCAAGGCAAAGACUGCGUGUACGCUUUCCCUAGGUCUUGGUGAGGACCAGAUAAGUGCAUCUUCAGUGCUUGCAAUGCCUAUGGUUUCCUCAAAGAUGACUGGGUUCAGGGGUGCAAAUUUUGAUCGUGCAAAACUGUAUGCCCUAUCAAACCCUGAUUGGAGCAGGCCUACAGCCGAUGAAAACAAUUCAGAUCUGGAGACUAGUUCUCUGCUUUCACAAAGAUGAGGCAAGAAGUAGUGAUGAAGAUGUACAGCUGAUUUUUCAUCAACUACUGAUUCGUGUUGGAAAACUGUUCCAAGUCUUGUAUUUUUUGAAGAUCAGUUGCUAUAAUUGUUCAAAUUCUUGUUUAACGAGUAGUAUAAUGAGAAAUGAAGUUGUUAUAUUUA
Nymphaea colorata (pocket water lily) is the source of this 1851-nucleotide messenger RNA. Its product is annotated as probable magnesium transporter NIPA8. Lineage: Eukaryota; Viridiplantae; Streptophyta; Magnoliopsida; Nymphaeales; Nymphaeaceae. The transcript has 14 exons. Gene Ontology annotation, molecular function: magnesium ion transmembrane transporter activity. Gene Ontology annotation, biological process: magnesium ion transport. Gene Ontology annotation, cellular component: membrane. The record is from RefSeq and is a predicted model, not a curated record. The coding region runs from base 362 to 1690 and encodes 442 amino acids.